This is a messenger RNA of Amphimedon queenslandica, 1424 nucleotides long. Its product is annotated as chitinase domain-containing protein 1-like. Lineage: Eukaryota; Metazoa; Porifera; Demospongiae; Haplosclerida; Niphatidae. Gene Ontology annotation, molecular function: chitin binding; oligosaccharide binding. Gene Ontology annotation, biological process: carbohydrate metabolic process. Gene Ontology annotation, cellular component: endomembrane system. The record is from RefSeq and is a predicted model, not a curated record. The coding region runs from base 1 to 1266 and encodes 421 amino acids. The transcript has 13 exons.
AUGACAUGUUUUUGUACAUGUUCCAAUAUGAGGUGUGGCUAUAAAUUACCUAGCCACGCCCAUAACAUGGCGGAUUUUAAAGUCCUCUUUGUUGUUCUGUUGAUAUUUUUAGCUGCUGUUGUAAGCGAAGGAACACUUAGCAAAUCCGACAAAAAGAAAAAGAAAAAGAUCAAGGAAAUUACUCCAGAUGAAAAUGCAGCAUCAGAAGCAGCUCUAAAGACUGUUAGUGAGAGAGGUCUAGUAUCUGCAAAUGUCAAAUAUGCAGACAUUAUUAAAAAUCAUAAAUUAUACUCUACAAACUCAGCAAGCAAAAGACAGCUACCAGAAACAAUGAUGUCCCUAGGUUACGUAACUCCAUGGAAUAAUCAUGGUUAUGAUACUGCUAAAUGGUUUGCUAACAAGUUUACUCAUAUUUCUCCAGUUUGGCUACAAAUAAAGCCUGCUAGGCAAAUGUUUGAAAUGACUGGUAUUCACGAUAUUGAUCAAGGAUGGAUUGAGGAAGUUAGAAAUGGAGGGAAGGAAGGAGGAGGAGGAGUAAAGAUUGUCCCUCGGCUAUUAUUUGAGGGUUGGACCAUGAAUGAUUAUCAGGAAUUAUUUUCAAGCGAAAGCAAAAGAUUGAAAUUAGCCGUCUUCAUCACCGAGCAGAUUGCAAAUUACAGGUUCGAUGGUGCUGUUCUUGAGAUAUGGAGCCAAUUAGGUGGACACUAUAAAAGCGAACUAUCGGACGUUAUCAAAAGAAUUUCAAAACAGUUUCACAAGUUUAAUUUGCAAUUAAUACUAGUCAUCCCCUCUACAAAGGAAGGCUCAGCAUUGUUUGGUCCUAAAGAUUAUCAGAGGUUACUAAAUGACGUUGAUGGCUUCUCGUUGAUGACGUACGACUACUCAACUCCUCAAAGUCCUGGGCCAGUUGCUCCACUCCACUGGGUAGAGGAUUGCAUUAAAGAACUCACGGGUUCUUCCAAAAGAAAUAAACUACUUGUUGGUAUUAAUUUCUAUGGGUACGACUUUGGACCAAGUGGAAUGGACGCUGUCGUAGGUAACAGGUAUGUUGAGCUGUUGUCAAAUUACAAGCCAAAGAUUGAAUGGGACGAUCAUUGUUCUGAGCACUACUUCAAUUACAAAACUGCAGGUGGCAUGAGGCAUCUAGUCUAUUAUCCUUCGUUAAAAUCUAUGCAGGAGAGACUCCAGUUAAUGACGGAGUUAGGUACCGGUCUAUCAAUAUGGGAAAUUGGACAAGGAUUGGAUUAUUUUUUUGAUUUAUUGUAAAUUAUUAAUUUUUUGUAUAAACUUUAACUGGCCAAGCCUUCUUUAAUGUUUAGGGGUGUGGCUAAGCAGUUAGCUCCGCCUCUAAACAUGGCCUUUAGUGAGUUACAAUUUCUCUAAAUAUUUUGCAAUUCUGUUUUUCUUAAAUAGUUUUAACUGUA